Messenger RNA from Betta splendens (Siamese fighting fish), 1679 nucleotides. RefSeq names its product zinc finger, CCHC domain containing 17 (gene zcchc17). The transcript is spliced from 7 exons. The coding region runs from base 316 to 1065 and encodes 249 amino acids. The record is from RefSeq and is a predicted model, not a curated record. Lineage: Eukaryota; Metazoa; Chordata; Actinopteri; Anabantiformes; Osphronemidae. Gene Ontology annotation, molecular function: RNA binding; zinc ion binding. Gene Ontology annotation, biological process: RNA stabilization.
UUCGUACGAUAUAAGGCGUGUUUAUUCAUUCAAAACCUUACAUGAAUGCGUUACAGACCAGUCUAUGUGAUUUUCUCAGGUUAAACUUAGUUUGCUAAUCAAAACAACCCUGUAAUCUAGAUAGCUAAAUGUUAGCUUCGGUGUUGCUAUUUUAGUUUUAUUUCAAAUUUAAGUUGUAGUGACCAUAUAUAAACAGCCAACUAUUAUAGUUUCUAAGAUGUGAAUAUGCAAAAGCGUCUUUCUAUCAUCAUGUUUUGUAACAGCAAGUAAUGCAAAAGAGCCAGUUAAUUCCUGUUAUCUGGCUUCACUGAGAGAAUGUGUGACCGUGGUGGGUCUGCAUCCGAGCCCUCUGGACUGGAUGGUCUUCCACCAAUGCACAGCAUUGCCAAGGGAGAGGUGGUUUCUCUGCAAAGCUAUGGGGCUUUUGUUCGACUGCCAGGAUACAAGAAGGAAGGUCUAGUGCAUGUGAGUGAAAUGUCAGCCUCCCGAGUUGAGAAUGCCUCAGACAUUGUUUCUAUGGGAGAACAGGUUUGGAUUAAAGUUAUUGGAAGAGAGAUUCAGGGUGACAAAGUGAAAUUGUCUUUCUCAAUGAAAGCUGUCAAUCAGGGAACAGGGAGGGAUUUGGAUCCAAACAAUGUCAUGGCAGAGCAAGAUGCAAGGCGACGUAGGCGGUUUGUAGACCAAACUGGCAACAGGAUCGCACUGGAGGCUGUACUCAACACAACAUGUUCAAAGUGCGGCUGCAAAGGUCACUUUACAAAAGAUUGCUUCGCUGCUCCGGGCUUGCAGUAUGCUCUAUUGCCUGAAGAGGACGACCAAGAGCCACAACAAGGACAGCAGCAGACGCCUACAGUUGCACCACAGCAACUGUCAGACAAAAAGAAGAAGAAAAAGGAGAAGAAAAUGAAGAAGAGGAAGAAGGAGAAAAAGGAGUCCGACAGCGACAGCGGCAGUAGCAGUGUCGGUGAAUGCAAAUCCAAAAGGAGGCGGCAUGAACACACUCACGACAAACAGGACAAAAAGAAGAAGAAACACAAGAAACAUAAAUCACACAAACACAGCUGAUACAUUCACACGACUCAAAAGAACAAGCCUCUACACACACACACACACACGCAUUGCAGCUAUUGGAUGCAAAUGAGGAAGUGGGCAUCGGCAGUGACAUACUUUCGGCUUAAUGUUUUAGAAUUAUCUCUCCACUACCAGUGUAUUAUGGAAACCUUCAUCAAAUUUAGUUCCCAUUUUUCCUCGACAUAUUACUGAAAGUAGUAAAACCACCUGUCAUCAAACGGGUGCAAAAAGGAAUGCGCUGCAAACCAGAAAUCAGGUGACAAGUUGUCCUGAAGUAACCCGUCUCUCCUGCAGAGGGAUGAGUUUACACCAACCAGAUAGGUGUAAGCAAUAUGGCAUCCUGAAAUGUAAAUUGUUUACGGCUAUCGUGUUACUGAUACGGAUAUGAGGUGACAUAGAGUCUUGGUGGGGCGGUCUAGGAAUCCUUCAAACAAUAUACAGAGAGAGAAUGUCACACACAGGAAGUGGUAGUGGCACAUAUGUACAGUUGCAGGAUGCGUUGUGUAAAAAACUGUACAGGAACCUUGUGCUACUUUCUUCCUUCUCACUGUACUCAUCCAUUAGCUGUGAACCCUAAUAAAAGUGUUAAUUUAUAAAGGUUAUGAAAA